UUUUUUACUUUUGUAAUACUUCAUGUAGUGUUCGCAACAUCAAAAUGUUUGUGCUGUUUAAAACAGAACUUAUAGCCUUUUGGGUCAUUUGCUCAUCAUGUUGUCGUACCUGCUGGUCCUCACAGUCAUAGUGACUGCCGAGGCUCAGAAAAUUCAAGGUGUACAGAAGGAUGAUUCCUGUGUGUGUAAACUGAGCAGCUCUAUCUGGGCUUUUCCUACGGUGAGGUUUGAGGGAGUUCAAAAACAACUCCAGACCUGUGAGGAAAACGUUCUACAAUUUAUUAAAAAGGUAAAGGACGGUGAUGUACAACUGCCUAUGAUGGAACGCACUCUUAAGAACAUCAAAACCCGCCUGAAACGUUUUGAAUAUCUGAACACAAGCGGUUUGUACAACAGCCUUCACCUGCAACAGCUGAGAGACGAACUUGACGCAAUCUAUUAUACUGCCAGUGAUGCUCAGAAGAAAAGCCCCAGCAAAGAGACAAAUGACCUUCUCAAGGAGGUGACUAAUGCAAGGAAGGAUGUCGAGAACAUGUACAAAAAUAACAUCUUCAAUCUAGAGACAAUGAAAUCGAGGCUACGUGACCUCAACAACCGAGUGCAAACCUGUAAAACUAUACCCGACGACUUCAGAAGUACUUGUUAUCAGCGUAUUAUGUCCAACAUAAGUUCUCCAGUUGUCACCAAGCUCAAUUCCAUCAGCAAGUCCUAUAUCUCAGGUGCUUGGGGUCGUGACGCCAAACGGGGCAGUAAGGAACGCUACUGGGAACACUGCCUAGUGAGCGGAAACCAGCUUGGCAACACAGUCAGGAUGUACAACUCAUAUGAAGAUUUCAUGGCCAGCAAGAACUACAAAGAUGAGUACAUCGCAUCAUCCUACAGCCACGCGAAUGCUGUUCAGGGCUCUGGCACUAUUCUGUAUGACAAUACUGUAUUUUACCAAUGCUACGGCACUGCUGAAAUCUGCAGCUUCGACAUUACAACAAAAGUAACCAAGCGUAUGAAACUGGAUGGUGCUGGAAUCAACAACAAAUUCCCUUUCUGCUACUACAGCUGUCGUGAUUGGACCGAUAUCGACCUGGAGGCUGAUCAAGAUGCCGUGUGGGUGAUAUAUGCCACUGAGGAGAACCACGGCAACAUUGUUGUGAGCCGUUUAGACCCACUUUCACUCAAUAUCACUCACACCUGGAAGACACAUCUCUUUAAGAGGUCCGUCACCAGCACGUUUAUGGUGUGCGGGGUCUUGUAUGCAACACGCUUUGUUAAUACUUACCAAGAAGAGGUGUUUUACGCUUUCGAUACAACCACUGGUCAAGAGAUAAACACUCUUUCUUUGCCUUUUGAGAAGGUUUCUGCUGGAAUAGCCAAUCUGAACUACAAUCCAGUUGACAGGAGACUUUACAUGUAUAAUGAUGGCUAUCUGUUAGCAUAUAACACCUUCAGCUGAGGGCCUUUCAUACAUAGCUAAUAAAAAAAUAUGCAAUCCAAAGUCUGCAUUUCACAGCAUGCUGAAAAAUCUCAAAAUAUGCACAGUGGUUGAACUAAAGCUUUUUGCUAUCAUUAUGUGAUUGUGAGACUUUUAAAGUGCUUAAAUCAGGUUAACCAUUUUGACAAAUUUUGUCAUUUCAAUAAAUAUGCUUAUACUGCA
Messenger RNA from Cyprinus carpio (common carp), 1648 nucleotides. RefSeq names its product olfactomedin-4-like. Gene Ontology annotation, biological process: signal transduction. The record is from RefSeq and is a predicted model, not a curated record. NCBI's taxonomy places the organism in Eukaryota, Metazoa, Chordata, Actinopteri, Cypriniformes, Cyprinidae. The coding region runs from base 98 to 1447 and encodes 449 amino acids. The transcript is spliced from 5 exons.